UCAACUCAAAUUUACCCCUCUAUCUCUCUCUAGAUUUCGUUCUCUCUCAUCAAAAGAUGCAGGAGUUUUCCAACUCCAUCCCAUUCAAGUAUGUAAAAAUAAGCUACCAAUAUUUUGUCAACCACAUUUUCACUCUCUUGCUCUUAUCCCUCAUGUUAUUUAGCCUCAUUGAAAUGCACUCUUUCUGCUUUCAACCCAUUCAGAUUGCUUGUCUAUCUCUUCUCGUCGUAUAUAUUGCCACCGUCCACCUCCGGUCCAAGCGUCGCCGGACUACAUACCUAGUCGACUACGCUUGUUUCAAGCCACUCACUUGCCGAGUCCCCUUCUCAACCUUCAAGGAGCAUGCAACAAUUGCUUUCAGCUCAUGCCCGAAAGCCGCUCAGUUCCAAAUCAAAAUUCUGGAGCGCUCCGGCCUCGGCGAAGAGACUAGCUUCCCUCCGGCAUCAUUGUACAUCCCACCAACCCCAAGUAUGGAGGCUUCAAGAGAAGAAGCCGAGACCGUUAUAUUCUCAGCCAUGGAUUCACUCUUCAACAAGACCGGACUUGGGCCGAUAGACAUCGACAUACUCAUUGUGAACUGCAGUGUCUUCUCUCCCAUACCGUCUUUGUCAGCCAUGAUCAUCAACAAGUACAAGCUCAGAAGCAACAUAAAGAGCUUCAACCUCUCUGGAAUGGGUUGUAGUGCAGGAUUGAUAUCCAUUAAUCUAGCUAAUGACCUUCUUAAAGUUCAUGCAGAUUCAAAUGCUGUUGUGGUGAGCACAGAGACCAUAACGCCAAAUAUGUACUUGGGAAUCCAAAGAUCAAUGCUUCUUCCUAACUGUCUGUUCCGAGUUGGUGGAGCUGCUAUUCUGUUGUCGAACCGGUGGUCCGACCGGAAUCGAGCAAAGUACCGGCUGGUUCACGCAGUUCGAACACACGAAGGAGCUCAUGACAAUGCUUAUCACUGUGUCCACCAACAAGAGGACCCUCAAGGUCACGUAGGGAUGUCGCUGUCCAUCGAUCUCAUGACGAUCGCCGGCGAGGCCUUGAAGUCGAAUAUCACCACCAUUGGGCCUCUUGUCCUUCCUGCUUCUGAGCAACUCUUGUUUCUUGCCACACUGGUGGGCAGGAAAGUGUUCAACAAUAAGUGGAAGCCUUAUGUUCCGGACUUCAAGAAGGCUUUCGAGCACUUCUGCAUCCAUGCGGGUGGUAGGGCGGUGAUCGACGAGCUGCAGAAGAGCCUCCGGCUCUCGGCUGUGGACGUGGAGGCGUCGAGGAUGACGUUGCACCGGUUUGGUAACACGUCAUCGUCGUCGCUGUGGUAUGAGUUGAGCUAUAUUGAGGCCAAGGAGAAAAUGAAGAAGGGAGAUAGGGUUUGGCAGAUAGGGUUUGGGAGUGGUUUUAAGUGUAAUAGUGCAGUUUGGAAGUGCAAUAGAACCAUCAAGACACCAACAGAUGGGCCAUGGGAGGAUUGCAUUCAUAGGUACCCAGUUCAUAUUCCUGAACUAGUCAAGUUCUAAGUCAAAACAUAUUAGUUUCGAAACUCAAAUUUUACAUCAUUUAUGUAAUAACUAAGUUAUUAUAUAAAUUUUGCACUAGCAAUACCGGUCACAUAGGGGAUCUAGAUUCAUUGGUUUUAUAUGUGUGCUUGUAUGCAUUUAUAUUAAUUAUUGUUUUUCACUAUAUUGUACUUAAUAUUGAUCUCAAUCUUUCUUAUGGGAAAUCAUAAUACAUGACAUAUGUUAUACA
Molecule: messenger RNA, 1728 nt
Organism: Cornus florida
Lineage: Eukaryota; Viridiplantae; Streptophyta; Magnoliopsida; Cornales; Cornaceae
Product: 3-ketoacyl-CoA synthase 6-like
Exons: 1
Coding region: 57-1499 (480 amino acids)
Biological process (GO): fatty acid biosynthetic process
Cellular component (GO): membrane
Molecular function (GO): acyltransferase activity, transferring groups other than amino-acyl groups
Source: RefSeq, a predicted model, not a curated record